Cuscuta campestris is the source of this 2397-nucleotide messenger RNA. The record is from the annotation of a GenBank genome assembly. NCBI's taxonomy places the organism in Eukaryota, Viridiplantae, Streptophyta, Magnoliopsida, Solanales, Convolvulaceae.
CUUAGCAAACCCCACUAAAUAUUAACCCCUCCCCCUCCCAUCUAUAUAUGGUUUUAACCAUACAUCAUAUCUUCCUUUCAUUAAUUCCUUCUCAUUCUCAUUCCAAGAAAAACACUACUACAAGCUCGCUCACAUCCAAAAACACCAUAAACAAUGGAGACUACCUCCCAAAUCUAUGCAGAAGAAGAAUGCCACAGCUGCGAAUCCGGGUGGACGAUGUACAUCGGCUCCCCUCCCAACUACUACGACUCCUCCCCGUCCUUCUCCCAAAAAGAAGAUGAUGAUGUCGACGACGAGCUCGUCAUCGACAAAGACUCCUAUGACGAAAACAGCGAUGACUCAAUGGUCUCAGACGCCUCGUCGGGCCCCACCCGCUACUGCAUGCCGCAGCAGCGGGCCCGCGGCCCGACAGAGGCGGUUGAUGAUGAUAAGACCAGCAAAAAAGUUAGGAUUGAUGAUGGUGAUGAUGAGGAUGAGGCAAAGAAGGGAGCGAAAUACGGCGCGCGCGUGAGGAGUAGGAUGUCUAAGCUGCUUCCUACCACCUGUCUUACGUCACUUCACCUCCGCUCCUCCGCCGUCUCUCUAUCAUGGCUGUCCGCCGUCCACGUAUCUGCGAUUCCGCUCAACAGUCCUCUCCCAAGGCCCUUCCCUAUAUUCACCCGCCGGUGCUUCUCUGUUUAUGCCAGCACCGCAAAACACGGCGAUGCAUCGUCCUCCGCCAAAGACGAGGUGAAGAACGCUGGUAUUAACGGCGACGAGGGUGCUCGAGUCUCUUCCGGCGAGGACCCGUACCCUAGUGGAGAACUUCAGUUUCAAAAGUACGGCGCGUGGAAGAGCUUUGUUGUUGCGCUCAGAUUGCUCUUUGCUCUUCCGUGGCAGCGCGUGCGUUACGGCAGUGUUUUGACCACUAAAUUGCGCGGCGAGAUAUCCGAUCAGUUGCAGAGUAGGUUUUCUUCACGGUUAUCUUUGCCUCAAAUUUGUGAAAACUUCACAAAGGCUGCUUAUGAUCCCCGGAUUUCUGGUAUCUACCUGCACAUUGAACCACUGAGAUGUGGUUGGGGUAAAGUUGAAGAAAUCAGGAGGCAUAUCCUGGAUUUUAAAAAAUCAGGUAAGUUUAUUGUGGGUUUCACACCUGCUUGUGGAGAAAAAGAGUAUUAUAUUGGCUGUGCAUGCGAUGAGCUCUAUGCCCCUCCAAGUGCCUAUUUUUCUUUGUAUGGCAUUUCUGUCCAAACAUCAUUUCUGGGAGGUGUACUUGAAAAAAUUGGGAUUGAGCCAGAAGUUCAGAGGAUUGGUAAAUACAAGAGUGCUGGUGAUCAGCUAACACGCAAAAAUAUAUCAAAGGAAAACUAUGAGAUGCUGACGUCAUUGCUUGAAAACAUUUAUGGAAAUUGGCUUAAUAAAGUCUCCGUCGCAAAAGGGAAAAAAUUAGAAGAUGUUGAAAAUUUUAUUAAUGAAGGAGUCUACCAAGUGGAGAGGCUAAAAGAAGAUGGCUGGAUAACAGAUAUAAAGUAUGAUGAUGAGGUUAUGUCAAUGUUGAAAGAGCGUUUGGGAACUUCAAAGGAUAAGAGUCUUCCCACAGUGGAUUAUAGGAAAUACUCUCGAGCCAAGAGAUGGAGUCUUGACCUUGCAGGUUAUAAGGAUAAGAUUGCUCUAAUUCGAGCCUCUGGAAGCAUUAGUCGUGUACGUAGCUCAUUUACUGUGCCUAGUUCAAGCAUUAUAGCAGAGCAGUUCAUUGAAAAGAUUCGUAGUGCUAGAGAAUCAAAAAAGUACAAGGCUGUUGUCAUUCGAAUUGAUAGCCCUGGAGGCGAUGCUCUCGCAUCUGACUUGUAAGUUCUCUCAUGCUAUGGUGCUUUUCUUUCAUUGAAUUAAAAGGUACGGAGUAUAUUAGUAAUUUUACUUCCCAAUAAUGAUACACGAAGGUAUCUAGCCCAUGCAGCAGUGAAGAAACAAGACGAAGGAGAAGAAGGUCGAUACUUCCGAUCGGCCGUAGGGAAAGGGUUUAGGGUUUUUAGAAGAGAAGUAGGGAGAGGAAUAAUCUAUAUUUUUGAUCCUUACGUAAGGGAGUUGGGGUCCCUUAUAUAGUAACAUAUGGAGUCCUCAAACCCUAAUAUUAAUUCUAACCUGUCGGUUCAAAAAAGGCGUCGAGGUAAAGAAUCGAAAANUAGCCCAUGCAGCAGUGAAGAAACAAGACGAAGGAGAAGAAGGUCGAUACUUCCGAUCGGCCGUAGGGAAAGGGUUUAGGGUUUUUAGAAGAGAAGUAGGGAGAGGAAUAAUCUAUAUUUUUGAUCCUUACGUAAGGGAGUUGGGGUCCCUUAUAUAGUAACAUAUGGAGUCCUCAAACCCUAAUAUUAAUUCUAACCUGUCGGUUCAAAAAAGGCGUCGAGGUAAAGAAUCGAA